Molecule: messenger RNA, 1794 nt
Organism: Nothoprocta perdicaria
Lineage: Eukaryota; Metazoa; Chordata; Aves; Tinamiformes; Tinamidae
Product: keratin, type II cytoskeletal 6C-like
Exons: 9
Coding region: 1-1794 (597 amino acids)
Biological process (GO): keratinization; intermediate filament organization
Cellular component (GO): keratin filament
Molecular function (GO): structural constituent of skin epidermis
Source: RefSeq, a predicted model, not a curated record
AUGAGCCGGAUCUCUUUCAGAUCAUCUACUGGCGGGGGCAUGAGGGGCUUUAGCUCAGGUUCUGCUAUCGUAGGAGGUAGCGGUGGUGCCAGGAGCAGCUUUAGCUCUGUUUCUGUCUCUAGAGUUGGAGGAGGAAGAGCCGGAGGUGGAGGAGGCUUCGGAGCUGGCGGUGGCUUCGGCAGCAGAAGUCUCUAUAACCUUGGUGGAAGCAGAAGAAUUUCCUACAGCUCAGUCGGUGGAGGUCUACGGAGUGGAGCCGGUGGCGGAUACGGCUUUGGUGGAGGAUCAGGAUUUGGUGUUGGCUAUGGUGGUGGACCAGGCGCUGGCUUUGGCUUAGGAGGAGCUGGUGGUGGUGGCGCCUACGGGCUGGGCAGUGGAUUUGGGCUGGGAGGUCCUGGAUUCGGGGGUCGAGGUGGUGCUGGGUUCCCCGUUUGCCCGCCGGGAGGCAUCCACGAAGUGACUGUCAACCAGAGCCUCUUGGCACCGCUCAAACUGGAUAUCGACCCCGAGAUCCAGAAGGUGCGAACGCAGGAGCGAGAGCAGAUCAAGACCCUCAACAACAAAUUUGCUUCCUUCAUCGACAAGGUGAGGUUUCUGGAGCAGCAGAACAAAGUGCUAGAAACCAAGUGGUCCCUCCUGCAAGAGCAGGGUCACACGGUCACCAGAAAGUCCCUCGAGCCCCUUUUCGAAGCCUACAUCAACAACCUGCGGCGGCAGCUGGACAGCCUCAUGGGAGAGAGGGGCAGGCUGGACUCGGAGCUGCGAAACAUGCAGGACAUGGUGGAGGAUUUUAAGAACAAAUACGAAGAUGAGAUAAAUCGGCGCACUGGUGCAGAGAACGAGUUUGUGGUGCUCAAGAAGGAUGUGGAUGGUGCUUUCAUGAACAAGGUUGAGCUGCAGGCCAAGGCAGACUCACUGGCAGACGAAAUCAACUUCCUGAGAGCUCUCUUCGAGGCGGAACUGUCCCAGAUGCAGCAGCAAGUAUCUGACACCUCUGUGGUCCUGUCCAUGGAUAACAACCGCAACCUGGACCUCAACAGCAUCAUCGCGGAGGUCAAGGCACAGUAUGAGGACAUUGCCAACAGGAGCCGGGCAGAAGCUGAAGCCUGGUACCAAAACAAGUACGAGGAGCUCCAGGUCUCUGCCGGGCGGCACGGUGAUGAUCUGCGCAACACCAAGAUGGAAAUUUCAGAGAUCAACCGGAUGAUCCAGAGGCUGCGGAACGAGAUCGAGAGCGUGAAGAAGCAGUGUGCCAGCCUUCAAGCAGCCAUCGCCGAGGCAGAGGAACGUGGCGAGAUGGCCCUCAAGGACGCCAAGGCCAAACUCACCGAGUUGGAAGAUGCGCUGCAGAAGGCCAAGGCCGACCUGGCCCGGCAGCUCCGCGAGUACCAGGAGCUCAUGAACGUCAAGCUGGCCCUGGACAUCGAGAUCGCGACCUACAGGAAGCUGCUGGAGGGAGAGGAGAGCAGGCUCGCAGGAGAAGGAGUCGGAGCAGUGAGCGUCUCCGUGGUGAGCACCUCCAGCGGAACGGGCUACGGCAGCAGCUCCAUGGGCAUGGGCGGAGGUCUCGGCAUGGGCGGAGGUCUCGGCAUGGGCGGAGGUCUCGGCAUGGGCGGAGGUGGCAGCAGCUACAGCAUGAGCAGCAGCAGCGGCUUCGGCGCGGGCAGUGGAGCGCUCGGCUACGGCGGAGGCAGCAGCUUCAGCUCCAGCAGCGGACGAGGCGUCAGCUCCAGCACGGGAGGCAGCGUGAGGAUCGUGUCCAAGACCACCACCAGCAAAAAGACCAUCAGAUAA